Dinoponera quadriceps is the source of this 1732-nucleotide messenger RNA. RefSeq lists its product as uncharacterized. The transcript is spliced from 5 exons. Bases 239 to 1675 code for a protein of 478 amino acids. NCBI's taxonomy places the organism in Eukaryota, Metazoa, Arthropoda, Insecta, Hymenoptera, Formicidae. The record is from RefSeq and is a predicted model, not a curated record. Gene Ontology annotation, biological process: mitochondrial DNA replication. Gene Ontology annotation, molecular function: single-stranded DNA exodeoxyribonuclease activity. Gene Ontology annotation, cellular component: mitochondrion.
UAGAUUAUUAUUCACAUACCCACAUCGUAGUUCACCCACCACCACUUUAGCGUGAAUGUGUGGCACGCGUACGAGAACAUAACCUCUCUUCGUAUGUUACUCUACGUUCCUUCGCUAUAAUCGAUUAUGAAAAGUCUCGUUUAUCUUAUGAUUUCAAAAAUCAAAUAAUUCCGUAAGAUUUCCGUUGUCAGAUAUGCCGCGAUCAGUUUUGUAGCAAUGCAGUUGUACUUAUGUGCCAAUGUUCGUAGACUACAUAACCUUAAUGUUUUCCCGAGCUUGUGACGUUAUAGCCAAGUAUACUACGAAUAAUAUCCGUAUCCACACAUCAAUCGACAAAAUCAUGAUCAUGUUGAGAACUUGUAAUUGUGUCUUACGUGCGCCAUCUCCCGACAUGUCAAAUGUGCACCGAACGUUUGUCAGAAGUUACCGUUCUUCGAAGGCGGAGAGGAUAAACAAAUUAAUGAAGGAAUAUAAAUCUGUGUUUGGCGAUUUGCUUGAAACGAAUAAAGAAAAGAAUACGAGGUUAAAAUUAGAAAGAAAAGGAAAGAUUCCUAAACAGAAACGAAACAACUCAGAUACGGAAUUUUCAUGGGUCAUGAAACAAUCUCGUAAUAGUGUAAAACGAAUCGUCGUAUCUGAAAAACAACAAAACAAACAUGAAGAUAAGAGUCGGACAGAUUGGACAAAAUCCCCGGAAAAUUUCAGCUCGGUGACGGUGGAAGAUAAAAGGCCGGCCAAUCGAAAUAUCGAAGAUACUUUUCAUUCAGAGUCCAGUCAUUCUACGCAGAAAAUAACGCCUGAGAUUACCGGCCAAAAAACACUCAUAGAGAAUAAUUCCCACGAUAGCAUAUCGUCUGAUUCAAAUGCGACUGAUAUUGAAAGUUCAGCUGCGAAGCGCGGUGUACUUGAAAAAUUUUUUGACAUUGUCGUAAAGAAUAUACAAUCUUUUUCGAUUAUGGGCAACAAAAGAGAACCAUCGGCAGAAUUGACGGAGGUGUUAUCGAUAUCCGCGAAAGAUGAUUUGAAAACGAUAAGAUUUCCCAGCGUGACAAAGAUUCUAAUGCACACCAUGUCACCGGAGUCGAAGCUGGCCUUGGAAGUGUGGAGGAGAAGAAUGAUAAUAAUACUUGGGCAAAAGGGAUUCGACAGGUAUCAGAGAGAGCUGUUGGAAGACGGAUCAUCUCUGCACGCGUGCAUAGCGCGCAGCUUGCUGGGGAAAGAAUACGAGGUCUCCUCCCGAAUUGAGCCGGUCUUCAAAAGCGUGCGGAGCGUCCUGGAAAACGUGAGCGAGGUGAAAGCGAUCGAGUCGCACGUAGCUCACACAAAACUACGUUACAAAGGCAUAGUUGACUGUGUAGCUUCCUACAGGGGCGAGAACUACGUGAUCGAUUGGAAGAAGUCGGACAAGAAGAAAUUGGACUUGAAAGCAACGUAUGACGCGCCCAUACAAGUCGCCGCGUAUAUCGGAGCUAUCAAUGCUUCGAAUUUAUAUCCAUUUGCGAUAAAGCGCGGGUUAGUCGUGAUUGCUUACACGUGUGGCGACCCAGCAACGGUGCACGAAGUGUGCGACGACACGCUGCAGAAGUACUGGAUGAUGUGGUUACAGCGUUUGCAGCAGUACCACGUCGAAACGGCGAGCAACGACGACAAUACGAGCAAUAAAACGCUAAUGUAACGGCGCGCCGCGUAUAUUCAUUAAAACUUCCUCACGCGGAGCCCCCCCCCCCCCCCC